UGCAGACAAUGAAUGUGGCAAAACCAAAUCAACUGUUAACUAUUUUUCUUCUCUUUGAAAUGUCAGUAUUUGGUCAAUAUGAGAGUGAUGAUUUUGAGGAUGAAUACGAACAUGAAGUAGAUAGUGAAUAUCCAUCUAUUUUUCAUCAAAUUCCUCAUGUAGAAUAUAACAUUCCGUACUCCACCAUACCUGCUGAGUGUGCAAAAGAAUGCUUCUGUCCAUCUACUUUCCCAACAUCCAUGUACUGUGAUCAUCGCAAGCUUCUGACAAUACCAAAAAUUCCUGCUCACAUCCAACAACUUUAUCUGCAGCAUAAUGAGAUUGAAGCUGUGCCUCUGGAAUCCUUUGUUAAUGCCACAGCUUUGAAAGAAAUUAAUCUUAGCCACAACAAAAUCAAGUCUCAUAAGAUUGACAAUGGUGUAUUCGUCAAACUCGCAAACCUCAUACAAUUUCAUUUAGAGUAUAAUCAGCUAGAAGAAAUUCCAUUCCCAUUACCUGGAAGCUUAGAAAGGUUGAUCCUGGGUUUCAAUCAAAUUUCCAAGUCAGACAGCAAAGCCUUGGAAGGUUUAAUACAUUUAACAAUGCUUGACCUCUGUAAUAAUUAUCUUGAGGAUUCCCAGCUCAAAGGAAUAGACUUUUCAAGUAUGAGAAACCUAAUGCAGAUUAACCUUUGUAACAACAAGCUACAGUCUGUGCUUCCAGAUCCACCACCUUCACUGAUGUAUCUUUCACUUGAAAAUAAUUCCAUUUCUUCCAUUCCAGAUAAUUACUUCCACAAGCUUCCAAAUCUUACUGCUUUAAGAAUGUCACACAAUAAUCUUGAAGAAAUUCCUUAUAAUGCUUUUAUGUUCUCUAAUCUUCUGGAACUUAAUCUUGGGCAUAACAAAUUGAAACAAAUUUUCUAUAUUCCAAGAACCCUACAACAUUUAUACUUAGAAGAUAAUGAAAUAGAAGUCAUGAAUGUUACCUUAAUGUGUCCUACUAUUGAUCCGCUGAACCUCAAACAUUUAACUUACAUACGAGUGGACCAAAAUAAGCUUACAGCUCCAAUCAGCACCUAUGCAUUCUUCUGCUUUCCACUUGUGCGCAGCAUUUAUUACGGAGAACAAAAACUUAGCAAAGAUCAGCAAACACAACUGAGAACCCCUGUGUUCCGAAGAUUUCUAACUCCAGAAGAAUUUGAAGAAGCAGAAGAUUUUCAUGAAGAACAAGAUAACAGUCAUGAUCACGAAUCCAGAGAAACUGACAAUAACAACUACCUGGAUCCUUACUUCUAUUAACAAUUUUAAGAGGUAGUAAUACUAUUAAACAAACAAACAAAAAAUAUCAAGUAUAAAAGAAAACAGAAUAACCUGGAAAAUGCAGUAAACCACCUGAAGCCAAUCAAUAUAUUUUGCAUAUAGAAACAAUUUUUACAUAGAAAAUCUCAAUAGCCAUUAAAAUCUUAGAUUUUAGAUCUUCGAACUAUUAAUAGCAGACUAUGAAGACAUUUUAAAUAUCAUAGAAACAUUUAGGUGAAAAAAACAAAUGCCAUGACAAUGUUGUUUGUAUAAUUUAGGCUUGCAGCAAAACCAUUGCAAUAGUAGAUUUAAAAAUCUCUUGGUAUUUCAGUUAUCAAGCAUUAAACCAUUUUAUGGUUUAUGUACGUAGGUAUGUGUGUCUGUG
Molecule: messenger RNA, 1665 nt
Organism: Protobothrops mucrosquamatus (brown spotted pit viper)
Lineage: Eukaryota; Metazoa; Chordata; Lepidosauria; Squamata; Viperidae
Gene: OMD
Product: osteomodulin
Exons: 2
Coding region: 9-1280 (423 amino acids)
Molecular function (GO): protein binding
Source: RefSeq, a predicted model, not a curated record